This is a messenger RNA of Labeo rohita (rohu), 4006 nucleotides long. It is a transcript of the gene dhcr24, whose product is annotated as 24-dehydrocholesterol reductase. Gene Ontology annotation, biological process: steroid metabolic process. The record is from RefSeq and is a predicted model, not a curated record. The coding region runs from base 204 to 1754 and encodes 516 amino acids. Lineage: Eukaryota; Metazoa; Chordata; Actinopteri; Cypriniformes; Cyprinidae. Gene Ontology annotation, molecular function: FAD binding; Delta24(24-1) sterol reductase activity. Gene Ontology annotation, cellular component: membrane; cytoplasm. The transcript is spliced from 9 exons.
AGCAAGGAAAAUAUAGAUGACUAAUAGCGAGCGUGCAAGUGAAGAAACUACGCGUAUUAAGGAAUACAAGAAAUCACAGUAAAUUUAUCAGACUUUUGUUUUAUGCAGCAUUUGUUAAAUCAAAAGCUAGCAACACGCUCCAUGCGUUUUUAAAUUUCAUUGUAAUUAACGUUAGGCAUUUCGUGAUUUAAAAAGCUGUCGGAAUGGAUCUGUUGUUAUAUUUGGGUGGGUUAGUUGUUUUGUUUUUGGUAUGGAUUAAAGUAAAGGGCUUGGAGUACGUGAUAAUACACCAGAGAUGGAUCUUCGUUUGCCUCUUUCUGCUCCCCUUAUCCGUCGUCUUUGAUGUGUACUAUUACCUGCGUGCGUGGAUCAUCUUCAAGAUGUGCUCAGCGCCCAAGCAGCACGACCAGCGAGUCAGAGAUAUUCAGAGACAGGUGCGAGAAUGGAAAAACGAGGGAGGGAAGAAACAUAUGUGCACAGGUCGUCCAGGAUGGUUGACUGUGUCUCUCAGAGUGGGAAAAUACAAGAAGACGCACAAGAACAUCAUGAUUAACAUGAUGGACAUUUUGGAGGUGGACACAAAACGGCAGGUGGUGCGUGUGGAACCCUUAGCUAACAUGGGUCAGGUGACCGCUCUGCUCAACUCUAUUGGCUGGACACUGCCUGUGUUACCUGAACUCGAUGACCUCACAGUUGGUGGGCUGGUAAUGGGAACAGGCAUUGAGUCUUCAUCUCACAUCUACGGCCUGUUCCAGCACAUUUGUGUGGCUUUUGAGCUGGUGUUGGCUGAUGGUAGUCUGGUCCGCUGCACUGAGAAAGAAAACUCGGACCUGUUCUAUGCCGUUCCCUGGUCCUGCGGUACACUGGGGUUCCUGGUUGCGGCAGAGAUCCGGAUAAUCCCAGUUCGAAAAUGGGUUAAGCUUCGCUACGAACCUGUACGUGGCCUGGAUGCUAUCUGCAAGAAGUUUGCAGAGGAAUCAGCCAACAAGGAAAACCAGUUUGUGGAGGGACUGCAGUACUCUCGGGACGAGGCCGUGAUUAUGACAGGCACCAUGACAGAUCAUGCAGAGCCUGACAAGACUAACUGUAUAGGUUACUAUUACAAGCCGUGGUUCUUUCGGCAUGUGGAGGGUUUCCUAAGACAGAACCGAGUUGCAGUGGAGUACAUUCCUCUCCGGCACUAUUACCACAGACACACCCGCAGCAUCUUCUGGGAAUUACAAGACAUCAUCCCAUUUGGGAAUAACCCGUUGUUCAGGUAUGUGUUUGGCUGGAUGGUUCCUCCUAAGAUCUCCCUGCUGAAGCUCACUCAGGGAGAGACCAUCCGCAAACUGUAUGAGCAGCACCACGUGGUGCAGGACAUGCUGGUCCCCUUGAAGCACAUCAAGAGCGCCAUCCUACGCUUCCACGAGGACAUUCGUGUGUAUCCACUGUGGCUGUGUCCCUUCGUGCUGCCCAACCAGCCAGGAAUGGUGCAUCCAAAAGGAGAUGAAGAUGAACUAUAUGUUGAUAUCGGAGCUUAUGGGGAGCCCAAAGUCAAACAUUUUGAGGCCAAAUCAUCCACACGGCAGCUGGAGAAGUUUGUCAGAGAAGUUCAUGGAUUCCAGAUGCUGUAUGCUGAUGUGUACAUGGAUCGACAGGAAUUCUGGGAGAUGUUUGAUGGCACAUUGUACCACAAACUCAGAAAGCAACUUAAUUGUGAAGGUGCAUUUCCUGAAGUCUAUGACAAAAUCUGCAAGUCCGCAAGACACUAAAUACAACCAAACCUGAAUGGUGUGACCAAUAGAACAAAAAACUGUACAACCCUUUUGUUAAAAUAAAUUAGCGUAUUGAAGCAGAUGCACUUAAAGGGCAAAUACUCUUAUUUCAUGAAGGAGCACUAGCUAAAUUUUCAACCUCCUUGUCAUAUGUCUAUGUUUAAGACAAAAAAAAAAAAAAAUGCCCUUAUUAUUCCCAACUUUGAAUACAUGAUUAGAUUCAUUAAAACAAACAAUAUAUACAUUCAAAUGUGAAUAAACUAUAAAUUAAACUAUUUUAGAGUACUUUGUAUAAUAAUCUGUUGAGAAUUAUAUAUAAUUUAUUUAAAAAUUGUAAUAAGAGUUAUCAAUGAUUAUUAUGAAAAAUAAUAUUUGAGAAGAUAUUCUCUAUUUUCCUACAUUGUGAAUGUUGCCUACCUCAAAACUAAAUGUCUUAAUAUCUAACAUAGUGAUUUAUUUUUGAGGUGUAUGCAAAGAGAUAUUUUAUCUACUAAAAUUAUUAACGCACUUCUUUAUAUAAAACUGGCACAAUUUGUGAAUGUAUUUAGUAUUUGUUUUAGACCCAUAAUGUACCACUUUUUAUUAUAAAGCACAUAUAUUUGUGCUAAUUACGGAUUUACUUUUUAGUACAGUUACUGUUAUUGUUGGUUAUAUAGAUUAGGUUAUUUUAGGUCUGUGAACUAAAUAAUAACAGUAUUCAUAUUUGUGGCCUUCUGAACAUGUUUUUGCCCCUUUAUACUGUGUUCGCAAUGUAUUUCUCUAUUUGUAUUUUCAGUGUAAUGAAACUAUGUGGAUGUCACAUACACUCAAAAAUUCUGGGUUGUUUUGACCCAGCUGUUGGGUUAAACUUUUAACACAGCCUUCUGUGUAAAGGCUUAAAAAUUACUAUAUUUCUUGUUUAAAAUGAACUCAAAGUAGGUUGGAAAUUAACAUUUAUCAUGUUCAGUAAAUGAAAAUGUAUUAAUAAGUUGAAUAAAUAAUACUUAAAGGGGUUAUCAGAUGCAAAGUUGACUUUUACAUGUUGUUUGAACAUUAAUGUGUGUUGGCAGUGUAUGUACAAAUCUACCCUAUAAUGAUAAAAAUCCAUGCAGUGGUUUUUAAUUAAUCUGUACAAAUAAUAUUUCCUUUUUCAAAUCGAGCCAUUCUCACACCGACAGAGGCCGCUCCCACAAUAGUUUAUUGACAUGAGCGUCUUACCUCAGAUCAGCUGUAACAGUCCGACCUCAAUUGUUUCGAUGCCGGAGCAGGGAUGUAAGUUAGACAAGAAUAUCUCUGAUUGAGCGAUUGAGGUGUUGUGUUUCUGGAUGUAAUAAUGAACAUAGUGGUCGUCAUUUACUCCUGACAUCUGAGCCGCUGCAGAUGCAGUGGAUUACGUUUGUUUGUGAAGGGAAUGCACCUCCUGAUCUACAUAUAUCCGUCUAUGUUCGUGCAAAUCAUUUGUGAUCCAGCUUCACCUACAGCAGAAGUGAGUGUAAGGUUUUUAUUUAUGAAUCUGCAAUCACCUUUACUAAUAAUGUGCUAAUUAGCAAGUUUAGUGGCUAAAUGCGGUUAAAGUAAACAGGUUUGUCACUCCACAGAGAGAAGAGAGGGGGCGGGGCGAGCAGAGCUCAUUAACAUUUAAAGCAACCAUUAACAUUUAAACCAAAUCAUUCGUGAUCCAGCUUCACCUACAGCUCAUGUGAGUAGAAGAUUUUUUUUUUAUGAAUCUCUGCAAUCACAUUUCCUAAUAAUGUACUUGUUAACAAGUUUAGCGGCUAAAUGCGGCUAAAGUAAACAGGUUCGUCACUCCACAGAAAGCAGCCUCGACCAGAACAGGAAGAUUUUUGCAAAGCUGAUUUUGGCAAGGUAAAAAGGGUGUUGUUUUACACUACCAUUGAGAAUUUUUAACCAAAAUAUAUUACAGAUUUUUCAUUAAGACCCUGAAGAAUCAUAUCAACUUGUGGAAAAUGAGCAUCCGAUGACCCCUUUAAAUAAUACGUAUAUAUAUUUUUAGUUGCUUAUUAAUAAAUGUUCACCUUUUGAUUACCUUUUGAUGUGCACCUAGUAAUAAUGUGUCUGAUUUUUAAUUUACAACCUAUUUUGGGUUUAUUUUAAUCCAGCCAUAUAGUAAUUUAUAAAGAAUAGUUGAGUUAAAUAAAACUACCCAGAAGGUUGGGUUAAACAUUUAACCCAAUCGCUUUUUAAACCAGCAUUUUUUAGAGUGUAGAUAUCAGUCUCAACAUACCCAUUAAAAUGAAUAAUUUAACUCA